UCUCCCUCGCCCCGCUCUCCGUCUCGUCGGCCGGCGGUGGCUCUGGCCGGCGGGGCAAAGCCACCUGAAUCAUGGCCAAGUCUGGUGCCCGUAAGGAGGCGGCACCAGCCCGGUCAUCGGCGACCUCGCCGCCGACGCAGCACGUCCCCGGCGCCCCGGCAGGCUCGUGCGGCAGCCGCUCUUCUACCCCGGCGCUCCGACUAGCUCGUCCACCAGUCCGUCGACACCGCCGCACCUGUACCCCCCUCUCAUGGAAUCCUCUACUGCAAACCCUACAUGGAGGCCAAUGUACACCCCUGCACCUGAAGGCUUGCUAAGUUUUGGACAAUUCCCUCCAAUGCAUCCUUAUAAUUUUCGACCUCCGCCAAUGCACCACCCUGAACAAGGACACAAAAAUAUGGAGAAUUUGCAUUUUGUUGGGGCUUCCCCACACGAUUCCUUUUCAACACCACCGCCACCACUGCACCCUAAAGUUGCAUCUCGGUCUGCUCCCGCCAAAGUGGAUUCUACUUCCUCCAAAAGGAAGAAGCGGAAGGUCACCAAUGUAGAUGACGAUGAAUUGGGAGAAAGGACCGCAUAUCGUCUGCCCUAUUUACCCGAGGAACAUGAAAGACUGGCAGGCGCUUGGCUGGAGUGUUCACUCGAUCCCAUCAAUGGGAACAGAAAGAAGAAUGAGCGGUUCUGGGAUGACAUUGCUGCUCUAUACAACAUUGCUGCUCUAUACAACAGUGCCACGCAAAGUAACCGAAAGAGAGAUCGGGAUCAGUUGAAGAUGGAGUGGCAAAGGACCAAGAAAAGGCUCGCCGCUUUCCAUGGUGAGUGGAUUGACGUAAUUGGAGUGUAUCGUAGUGGUUGCAGCCAACAUGACCUGGAAAAAAUGGCUUUGGAGAAGUAUGAACAAAACUAUCACCAGCCUUUCCAACAUUUAACUAUGUGGGCAAAACUCAAGGAUGAUGGUAAAUGGCUAGCCUCUUACAGAAACAUGACGGAAAAAGUAGGGAACAGAACAUCUGUGGAGACCAAUCUCACACCAAAUAUGAUUAACUUGGAGGCCGAGGAGCGCCCAUCAGCUGGCCGUGAUAAGGCUAAGGUUGAACGUGCUGGUAAAGGCAAGUCAGGAGGGCUCUCACAAGAGCUUGGAGAAAGAUUGGAAAAAUUCAUCGAGGUUAACAAUCAAUCAAUGGAGGACCGUCAAAAGGUGAUAGACAGCCAGGUGAUUCUAUCAAAUCAACAGCUUGAGACUGCGAAGAUCAACAACAAAACAAAAUUGUUGGAUGUUUACUCCAAAAUGCUUUUAGCGGACACAUCUAAGAUGGAUGACGCUGAAAAGGCUCGACUUGCUAAGGCUUUGAGUAAAAUGGAGCCCAUGUUAUUUCCUGAAGGAGAUUCAGUUGAUUGAAGGGAAAGAAGCGAUGCACUAUGAAGCAUAUCAGAGGAUAGGUUGUUCAGCUACAUUCAGUCAGUUAAUGGUGUGAACUAGGUGGAUCCUUAAUUGUGUGAACUUGAUAAUUGUCCUGCUGCAUUUUGUCUCGGUCAGUUUAUUGUGUGAACCUGAUGGAUUGUUCAACACUUUUGUUGUCCCGGUCAGUUUAUUGUGUGAACCUGAUGGAUUAUUAUUGUGUGAA
Triticum aestivum (bread wheat) is the source of this 1625-nucleotide messenger RNA. RefSeq lists its product as uncharacterized. The record is from RefSeq and is a predicted model, not a curated record. NCBI's taxonomy places the organism in Eukaryota, Viridiplantae, Streptophyta, Magnoliopsida, Poales, Poaceae. The transcript is spliced from 4 exons. The coding region runs from base 251 to 1399 and encodes 382 amino acids.